Messenger RNA from Penicillium odoratum, 1779 nucleotides. RefSeq lists its product as uncharacterized. Lineage: Eukaryota; Fungi; Ascomycota; Eurotiomycetes; Eurotiales; Aspergillaceae. The coding region runs from base 1 to 1779 and encodes 592 amino acids. The transcript has 3 exons. The record is from RefSeq and is a predicted model, not a curated record.
AUGAUCUUUGAGUCAAUUGCGACAAAUGAGUUUGGGGUCUUCAUUGGACCGCAAGAUCUUACUGCCAAUAAUGUGAUGAAUCUGACAACUCCUAUGCUUGACAAAUGCUUCCGCCCAGGUUGUACGUUUUGCGAUUUUGGAGAAUACACCUGGAACCAGUUUUCUUCCGAGAUCGCAGCGGGCAACUUCACCCGUAUUAGCUUGGCUGAAUGCAUUGAUAUCAUCGAAGAUAGUAAUGCAGCGGGAACGAAAGCACUCAUGAUUCUUGUCGAAAAUCUAUCUGUGAAAGAUGGAGGCAACCGGGCAAUCCAAUACAGCUCGCAUAGCGGCCUUCCUGAUGCGAGCGAUAAAGCAAUUCUCUCGACCACGGAAACAACUGGCUCGGAUAAGAUAAAAGUGGAUGGACUUUAUUUCUAUAAGAACGUCACAUCAAAGACUAGUGGAGAUGAUGAUAACUUCGCCUGCGUUUCUCCAGUCGAUAUUGCCUACGAUGAAAGUGGCUAUGGUAGCUACGGUGAUGUUUAUUCUACGAACACUGCGCAGGGUUGCAUACGAAUUCCCACAGAGGAAAAAUGCGAGCUGCUCUACAGCCCGACGAUCGCUAUAAUUGUUUCUCUAUGCUCGCUGGUAAAAGUGGUCGCGAUGUUUUUCGCAGCUCGAAUCAGUCGCUUUCGCUCGGCGCCUCUUCUCACCUUAGGCGAUGCGGUAGUAUCCUUUAUGAAAAGGCCAGAUCCCACCACGGACGGAAUGUGCUGGAUAUCUCAGAGUGAUGUUUCUCGCGGAGUCUGGCGACCCCUCGAUAAAUCGAAAGGGAUGGCCAAGAGAGCUCUCUUUCGUAGGUCAUCGAGAUCAUCCCGGUUAUCGAAAGACAGGAGCAUAUCCUUUGAAAUAUUGGAAGAGAGCGAACCAUAUGACGUGGUACGACAUGAGAAAUUCAAGCGACGCAAAUGGUAUAUGCAGGUACCAAGCAAAAAGCGAUGGGCGGGUACUCUUCUUCUAUGUGUUUCGUACAUUUCCGUGGCAGGAUUUCUCCUGAAAGAGGGAAUUAAGUCCGAAAAUGGAAGCGGCGUACUCUCUACACGCUUGCUUAGUGAAUGGUGGAGCGAAGGACUCAGUAUAAGCAACUACAAUAUCUUUUUUGAGUCGGGUUCUAUGAUCGGAACAGUGAUGUUCGCCAAUAUACCACAAUUGUGGCUCACUGUUAGCUAUUAUUGGUUAAACAAGCUUAUAACCGAUAUGCUGAGUGCGGCAGAGUAUAACUCCUACGGUAUCACUCGCAAACCGCUUAGAGUAUCGCGUCCCGUGAAAGGUAGUCAGCAAAGAUCGACCUAUUGGCUGAGUAUACCUUAUCAAUAUAGUGUGCCGCUAUUGCUUCUGCAUGUGCUUCUCCACUGGUUGAUUUCGCAGAGCUUAUGCUAUAUCUUGGGAGAGGCAAACUACAGCGAUAAACUUAGUGCCGUUGGUUGGUCACCCUUACCAACCUUCUUGGCAAUUCUUGUUGGUUCUUUGCUGGUUCUUCUGAUGAUUUUGCUGGGCUGCAAAAGGUUCAAGUCCAACAUGCCGUUGGCUGGGGGUUGUAGCGCUGCAAUUAGCGCUGCAUGUCAUCCACCCUGGUGUGAAAAUCUGGACACUGCAACUCUAGGCCCGGUCAGGUGGGGACAAACGAUAGAGCCGCCAAAUCGGGCUAUUGGUUAUCCAGGUUAUAUGAUGGAUGAGGAUCAAGGUCAUUAUAGCUUCACUGCGCUGGACACGGUGAAUGCAACUCUGACCAAGUUGUAA